AUUGGUCUCGGUAAUCACAAAGCGAUGUAUAAGCAAAAAGAUUAUUAACAGUGACAUAAAAUUCACACAUUUGUUUGUCAAGAUUGACGGGUAAUAAAAGGCUUAUCGACAAUAACAUAAAAAACGAGGCAUUUAGAAAAGACGCGUUUUGUGAGUUUUUAUUUUUAUUUUUUAUAUUUUAUAUGUAGGAUCCACUAAUUCCACAAAGAGAGGUAAAAGGGAGGAAUUAAUGCAAUGGGCCAAACCUAGCCCAAACCACUCGCCACAAGACUCGCCCCCACUGCAGCGAGUUAGGUCAAUUAUUUUUUUCGCCUUGCAAAUGAAAUCUUAGGUGCAGAAACAUGUCCGAAGAAUAAAAUAGCCAACAACCUUCAGGUGACUUGUUUUUAUAUAUUCACAGACAUAUAUGUGUGUGUGACUGUGUGUAUAUAUAUAUAAGAGAGAGAAAGAGAGGGCUGAAAGAUGAUUAAAAGAAGUGUUAUUGCUUCUUCAAAGUGUAGAUAUGGUGGUGCUUUCUCUCUUCAUAAAGGUAUCUGUAAGUCUGCAACUUCUUUUAAGCAUUGUGUUAAUUUCUUCAUUGAUUAUCCAUUUGCUUGCAACAAUUUAAGGGCUUCGUUUCAUUCCCAAACUGGUAGUCAAACCCGAUUUAUGCAGACUGUCAGAAAUCAAUUCAGAUUUGAGUUCACAAACCUUAAUGAUGCACUGGCAAUGUUUGAUGAAAUGUCUCAAAUACAACCUCUUCCUUCAAUUGUGCAUUUCAAUAAAUUGUUAGGGGCCAUUGUGAGAAUGAAACAUUACACCACUGCUAUUUCUUUGCUUAAGCAAAUGGAAUCCACAAAAUGGUAAAGCCAAACGAGUAUACUCUAGGCAUCUCAAUGAAUUGUUACUGCCAUUUGAAUCGGGCGGAUUUGGGUUUCUCUGUUCUGGGGAGAACUUUGAAGCUUGGUUAUGAAGUGAACAGUGUGAUGCUCAACACUUUGAUGAAGGGACUCUGUAGGGAGGAUAAAAUAGGUCAGGCAGUAAAGUUGUUUAAUGACAUGGGGACAAAAGGAUUUCGACCUAAUACAGUUACUUGUGGAACGAUUAUAAAUGAGUUGUGCAAAACAGCGAACACCAGCGCGGCUAUUGAGUUGGUUAAGAAGAUGGAAGAGAGAAAUUGGGAAACCAGUAUCAUUGUCUAUAACAUGAUCAUUGACAGUCUUUGUAAGGACAGAUUGGUAGCUGAGGCCUUUGACUUCUUUUCAGAAAUGAUGCAUAAAGGCAUUUAUCCAGAUGUUAUUACUUACACCUCGUUAAUCCAUGGCCUAUGCAAUUCAAACCAGUGGAAAGAGGCUACCAAAUUGUUGAAUGAAAUGGUGAAUGAAAAAAUCAAACCGAAUGUUCUUACCUUCACUAUAUUGGUGGAUGCAAUUUGUAAGGAAGGGAAGGUUGCAGAAGCAGUAGAAAUAGUUGAAGGGAUGAUUCAAAGAGGUGAGGAACCUGAUACAGUCACUUACAAUGCACUGAUGGACGGAUAUUGUUUGCAAAGCAAAAUUCAUGAGGCAAAGAAGAUAUUUGAUUUGAUGGUUGGUAGGGGUUGUGCGCCUGAUAUUCAAAGCUAUAACGUCUUGAUUAAUGGAUAUUGUAAGAAGCAAAGAAUGGAUGAUGCCCUCAGACUUUUUCACGAAAUUUCCCGGAUGGGAUUGGUUCCUGAUACUGUUACUUAA
Messenger RNA from Cornus florida, 1706 nucleotides. RefSeq names its product pentatricopeptide repeat-containing protein At3g22470, mitochondrial-like. The transcript has a single exon. The coding region runs from base 840 to 1706 and encodes 288 amino acids. The record is from RefSeq and is a predicted model, not a curated record. Lineage: Eukaryota; Viridiplantae; Streptophyta; Magnoliopsida; Cornales; Cornaceae. Gene Ontology annotation, molecular function: protein binding.